Molecule: messenger RNA, 237 nt
Organism: Saprolegnia diclina VS20
Lineage: Eukaryota; Oomycota; Saprolegniomycetes; Saprolegniales; Saprolegniaceae
Exons: 1
Coding region: 1-237 (78 amino acids)
Source: RefSeq, a predicted model, not a curated record
AUGAGCAGUCCGUGCGCCUUCAACGCUGCCAACGUGCAAAUCCUCGAGAUGGACCUCUCCCUGGUACACGAUGGUGCGUUUGCAUCCAGCGCCUUUGACGCGGCCUUUGUCACGCUUCACGCCGCGCAUCCGACAACGUCGUGGAUAGCCCUCGACUCGAUCAACCUCUCGUCAUCGAGCGUCUCCAAGAAUGCGCCAAACACACCGACAAAGGCACACGCGCCACGCCGUGCAUAA